Peniophora sp. CBMAI 1063 is the source of this 1512-nucleotide messenger RNA. The record is from the annotation of a GenBank genome assembly. Lineage: Eukaryota; Fungi; Basidiomycota; Agaricomycetes; Russulales; Peniophoraceae.
AUGGCGCCGUACUUUAUCCGCAACUUGAUUCCUCGCCGUGAGCGGCAAGGAGAGCAGUCGCUCAUGAAAGCCCUCUCGAGACUGACCUGGAUUCAAUGGGCAUUGUUCUGGUCGGGAUGGCUAGCGUGGUUCACCGAUUCUCUCGACUUCUUCUCCGUAUCAUUAUCUGUGACAAACCUCCAAAAGCAAUUCGACAAGGCCAACGCUUCAGACAUUACCACUGCUAUCACCUUGACCUUGCUAUUCCGCCCCGCUGGUGCUGCCAUCUUCGGCAUCAUCUCCGACCGCUUCGGCCGCAAAUGGCCGCUCGUCUUCAACCUCAUCCUCGUCGCCAUCUUCGAGCUCGGAACCGGCUUCGUCCAAACUUUCUCGCAGUUCCUCGCUGUGCGCUCGCUCUUCGGAAUUGGUAUGGGCGGCGUAUGGGGCUUGGCGGCGUCUACUGCGCUCGAGAGCUUACCCGUUGAAGUCCGCGGUAUCGCAUCCGGCGUUCUGCAGCAGGGAUACGGGACCGGUUAUUUGGUUGCGGCCGUCAUCAACCUAUUCCUCGUCCCGAAUGUCAGUGUUGGGUGGAGAGCACUCUUUUGGACGUCUGCCGGACUAUCGGUCUUUGCCGCAGGCGUCAGGGCGCUUCUCCCCGAAUCAGACAUCUUUAUACGUGCCAAAGCCGUCCAGCGCGCGUCCGGUACCACGACGGCGCAGAAGACGAAGAUAUUCAUACAUGAGACCUGGGUGAUGCUCAAGUCACAUUGGGCAGUCAGCAUAUAUGCUGUUCUGCUCAUGACGGGGUUCACGUUCUUUUCACACGGUUCUUUGGAUCUCUACCCGACCUUCUUACAGCAGAGCAAGGGGUUCAGUCCGCGGAACGCCAACAUCGCGACUAUCAUCGCCAACUGUGGUGCCGUUUCAGGGAGCACGUUCGCCGGCUACAUCUCCCAGUACAUCGGUCGCCGUCUCACCAUAAUCCUACUCGUCCUCUGGACCGGUGCUUUCAUCCCACUCUGGAUCCUCCCGAGCUCAUUCUCUACUCUGGCGGCGGGCGCCUUCCUCAUCCAAUUCGGCGCACAGGGUGCAUGGGGCGUCAUUCCCAUUCAGCUUGCUGAAGUCUCGCCGCCCGCGUUCCGCGCGACAUUCCCGGGCGUGGCGUAUCAGCUCGGUAAUAUGAUCUCCUCUGCUGCAUCGCAGAUCGAAGCGAAAGGUGGCGAGAAUCUGCGUACGACGGUCACCAUCGACGGCAUAACGAAGGAAGUGCCGGACUACGCCACAGUCCAAGGGAUCCUUAUCGGCGUCGUCGCGGCGUUCAUCCUCGCUGUCACCAUACUCGGGCCCGAGGCGCAUAGCGCGCAGUUUGAGAAGCACAAGACAGCAUUCGAGGAAGGUGGCGGGCGGGAUGAUGCGUUGAUUGAAGACGGCGAGGAAUCGCAGGUCGGGCGGGCCAAGAUGGGGUCUUCCCAGAGGGAAGAGUCGUUCGAUGAGAAGGAGAAGGGUAGCAUUGUUCAGAGAGAGAUGGCUUGA